This is a messenger RNA of Odontomachus brunneus, 1233 nucleotides long. Its product is annotated as odorant receptor 4-like. The transcript is spliced from 5 exons. Gene Ontology annotation, biological process: detection of chemical stimulus involved in sensory perception of smell; sensory perception of smell. Gene Ontology annotation, molecular function: olfactory receptor activity; odorant binding. Lineage: Eukaryota; Metazoa; Arthropoda; Insecta; Hymenoptera; Formicidae. Bases 1 to 1221 code for a protein of 406 amino acids. The record is from RefSeq and is a predicted model, not a curated record. Gene Ontology annotation, cellular component: plasma membrane.
AUGGUAGAACAGAAACUUGUAUUAAAAAAUAUCGAGAUCAAAACUAACCACGAUUACAGUCUUCAAUUGAAUCGAUGGUACCUCAAACCAAUCGGCGCUUGGCCACUAACAAGCGCGCCAAGCGCCGCUAAAAAAAUCAUGGUGUUAGUACAAAUCCUCGUUUGUUGGGCGAUAGUGUGUUCUAUUAUGAUACCGUGUACAUUAUACGUGUUCUUCGAGAAAGUGAGCAUCCGGUCGAAAUUGGGCGCUAUUGCUCCAUUACUUAACAGAAUUAUGGGCUCGGUGAAUUAUUGGGUGCUGCUCCAACAAAGAGGCAACAUUCGCAUUUGUGUAGAACGCAUGGAGGCGGAUUGGGGGUUGAUACGAAAAGCCGAUGAUCGCGAGGUGAUGCUGCAGCACGCCCAGUUCGGUCGCGUGAUUGCCGUGAUCUGUGCAAUAAUCAUGCAGGGCGGUACAUUCCUUUAUGGUGUAGCCAAGGCAGUGCAAACAGUCACCAUCAUAGUCGGUAACGAGACUAUCACAAUGCAUCCAAUGACGUGUCCAAUAUACAGCAAGAUCAUCGACAUAAGAUUCAGCCCUGUGAAUGAGAUCGUGCUGCUUGUGCAAAUCAUGUCGACAUUUAUAGUGAGUUCCUCAACAGUCGGUGUUUGCAGUUUAGCCGCUGUCUUCGCAACGCAUGCUUCUGGUCAAUUGAACAUACUGUACAUGCGGUUGAAUGAACUUACGGACCAGAAAGAGGAAAAUCAUGUGACCGAGCAGAAAAUGAUUGGCAUCGUCGAGCAUCACCUGAAAAUAUUAAAUUUUAUAUCGCGCGUAGAGGAUAUUAUGCAUAAAGCCUGUCUCGUGGAAUUAAUGGGAUGUACAAUAAUUAUGUGUUUACUUGGAUACUAUGUCCUUAUGAAUUGGGGUACGUUUGAUGCAGCACAAAUAACUUCUUAUAUUAUAGUGUAUGUAUCAAUGGCUUUUAAUAUUUUUAUAUUUUGCUACAUUGGCGAGAUUCUCAUCGAAAAGUGCAAACUUGUCGGUCAAGUGGCGUAUAUGACUAAUUGGUAUAACUUACAUCACAAGACUGCACGUGGUCUCAUCUUGAUUAUUGCACGAUCGAGUAACGUCAUCAAAAUAACCGCAGGAAAAAUAAUUCAAUUGUCUAUUGCAACUUUCGGUGAUGUAUUUAAGACCUCUAUAGCAUAUUUGAAUAUAUUACGAACGAUGACAACAUAAAACAUAUCUAAG